This is a messenger RNA of Vicia faba (fava bean), 384 nucleotides long. NCBI's taxonomy places the organism in Eukaryota, Viridiplantae, Streptophyta, Magnoliopsida, Fabales, Fabaceae. The record is from the annotation of a GenBank genome assembly.
AUGUGGGAAGAAGCAUGCUCAACAAUAGCCAAUCAGAAGAUAACCAUAAGUGUUCUUAAGAAUGAAAUAGAGAAGCUUGGAUAUGCCAUCACAAAGGUGUUGUCAUCAACAAAAGGAAAAAAAGUUCUUAUAAAGAAGGUCAUAUCUGAGGAAGACGUCAAGAUCUUACAAGAUCCCAAGAUUGAUAAAGGUGAUAUAUAUGAAGAUGAAAGACCAACCAAGAUGUUAGAACAAAUGUUUCAACAUCUUACUCGGGAGUCUGAAUUAUCUCAUGAGGAUUGUGUCUUUAAAGGGAAGGUUGACGGUCAUGCUGAAGGUGCUUCUAAUAUUGAACAACCUAUAGUGGUUCAGAAGGAAAAGCUGAAGAAGAAGAAGAAUGGUUAG